UUUGCUUAUAAAUAUUAAAGUAAAUAGUUAAAUGACCAUUUUGUAAAUUAAAAAAAAAUGUCACUAUUAUAGAGAAAUGCUAUUUCUUCUUCUAAAUAUAGAAGUGAAAAUAUCACUCUAUUUUAAAUAAAGAAAUAUAGAUAGGUUUGAGUAAAAAUUUCUCUAUUAUAGCAUUUAGAGCCAAAAAUAGAUAUGGAAGUAUAAAAGUAGACAGAUUUACUAACAAUACUAACAUCAAAAAUAUUCAAAAUUAAUUUAUUAACUUUUUUUUUUAGAAAAAAAUAGUUAGCUAUUGUUCAUAGCAAGCAAAAUCCAUUAGAGAAAUCCACAUGAUGAUGACAGCUCCCCAUUUAGAAGUCGUAGAAGAAAAGUAAAGAAGAUGUGCAGCACUUGCAGAUAUGUUUAUAUAUUCAUAAUAAAAAAAAUAUACUAGAAAAAUCGUGGCCCCAUCAGAAAAAAUGAAAAUUGUCAAACAAUAUGAACUAUGAUGGACACUGAACAAUAAUGAAACAUUGAUAUAUAAAAACUUUUUAGACAAAACAAAUUGGUGUAGUUACAAAAUUUGAGAAUUGAUGUAAUACAAAACAUUGUUAAAAUUGUUUUAUUAAUAUUCGCUAUUUUUAAGACUAAAAAAGAAAAUUAGAGUCGCAAAGCAUCAUCGAACUAUUUUGCCAUUCUACAGAACUGUAAAAGAAAUCAUAAAAUAUCAACAAGAUUUCUCUGGGAAAAAUUAUAUGCUCCAAAUGUGUAUUUAUCAAAUAUUUUUUUAAAAAAGUAUUUAUCGAAGAUAAUGGCGGUCUGAUUGUACAAACUGGUGAAGAUGUUUUCAUGUAUGAAUUAUUCAUUCAUUUGAAAAGAGACCUUUCAUAUUAAUAUUUAAAUAUUAAAUAUCAAAUGACACAUAAUAUAGCACUAUAUAUAUGUGUAUGUGUUAUCAAAUAAGAUGUUUGUGACCUUUUGUCUCUUCUUCUACAAUUGUCUUUCUCCUUUCUAGCUUUCUUUCUGCUCCAAAAAAAAAAAAAACCAAAAAAUGUAUGCAAUGAAAGAAGAAGACUGUCUCCAAACGUUUCACAACUUACAAGACUAUCAAGACCAGUUCCUUCUUCAUCUCCAUCCACAAAACCACCCCUGGUCAUCUUUACCUUCUUUUGACCCGACUCAUUUCCCAUCCAACCCGACCCGUUAUCCUGACCCGGUCCACUACUUCAACAAGAGAGCUUCUUCAUCUUCUUCUUUUGACUAUACUGAUGGUUUUGUCUCUCCUCCCAUGGAUAAUCAUCAUCAUCAGAACCAUCUAAGGAUCUUAUCCGAAGCUCUUGGACCCAUCAUGCGUCGUGGCUCGUCCUUCGGGUUUGAUGGUGAGGAUAUGGGGAAAAUGAGUGCACAAGAAGUCAUGGAUGCCAAGGCUUUGGCUGCUUCAAAGAGUCAUAGUGAAGCCGAGAGAAGAAGGCGAGAGAGAAUUAACACUCAUCUUGCUAAGUUGCGUAGCAUUUUACCAAACACAACAAAAACCGACAAAGCUUCCUUGCUAGCGGAAGUGAUCCAACACAUGAAGGAGUUAAAACGACAGACAUCACUGGUCACCGAGACGUGUCAAGUCCCAACAGAGUCCGAUGAUCUGACCGUAGAUUCGACUUACAACGAUGAAGAAGGAAACUUGGUGAUAAGAGCUUCCUUUUGCUGCGGAGACAGGACUGACCUCAUUCAUGACGUCAUAAAUGCCUUGAAGUCUCUUCAUCUUCGAACUCUCAAAGCCGAGAUUGCAACCGUAGGUGGUCGAGUCAAGAACGUCCUUUUCUUGAGCCGAGAUGACCAUGAAGAUGAUGGUUUCGAAUAUCGUAACGAUGCCUUGGAGCAUGAUGAUGAAGAGAAGAGAUAUAAUCGCGUGAGUUCGAUAGAAGAAGCGUUGAAGGCGGUUAUAGAGAAGUGUGUCAAUAAUAAUGAUGAAAAUAAUGAUAACAAUAACUUGGAGAAAUCAUCGUCAGGGAGUAUAAAGAGGCAAAGGACUAGUAAGAUGGCAAAUCGAUUUUACAAUUAGUUUAUAUUCCUCCAUAUAUAAAAUGAUUGUUUAGAUCAUCAAGUCAUUAAUUAACUAAUUAGGGUUAGUUAAUUGGACUUGCAAAAUGGGAUCAUGGGUUGGUGGUCUUAAUAUUAAGUAUGUUUUGAGGCUUUUUAAUAUUUUUAAUGUGGUUUAGGUUUCUUCUUCUAUGUUUUAACUUAUGAAGGACCCCUUUAUUUAGGGUUCGGUUUAUAUAUUGUACUAUAAUUAAGACAUUUUCUGGUCUUGUUUAAUAUAGGUUAUGUAAAGAGUUUGGGGUUUGUAUCAGUGGAGUGGAAUCAAGAAGAUUUUAUUAUAUUAUAU
Messenger RNA from Brassica rapa (field mustard), 2362 nucleotides. RefSeq names its product transcription factor AIG1. The record is from RefSeq and is a predicted model, not a curated record. Gene Ontology annotation, biological process: regulation of DNA-templated transcription. NCBI's taxonomy places the organism in Eukaryota, Viridiplantae, Streptophyta, Magnoliopsida, Brassicales, Brassicaceae. Gene Ontology annotation, molecular function: DNA-binding transcription factor activity; protein dimerization activity.